Molecule: messenger RNA, 1353 nt
Organism: Drosophila yakuba
Lineage: Eukaryota; Metazoa; Arthropoda; Insecta; Diptera; Drosophilidae
Product: glycoprotein-N-acetylgalactosamine 3-beta-galactosyltransferase 1
Exons: 4
Coding region: 26-1153 (375 amino acids)
Cellular component (GO): membrane
Molecular function (GO): N-acetylgalactosaminide beta-1,3-galactosyltransferase activity
Source: RefSeq, a predicted model, not a curated record
UGCUCCGCAAGUCAGUGAUUCGACGAUGGCCGGGGAAUAUAUCACACUGGAGAACCCGGCGACUUACCCUCGCUUCCAUUCCAAUGCCAACGGCGUGGCAAGCGGCAAGUACCGCUCCGUCCAGCGGAUCUCCACCAAACACCUCAUUCUGCUGAUCCUGCUGGUGUGCAGCACGCUGAUCGUGUCCUAUGUGUACUGGGAUGUGAUGGUGCUCACCGCCGGCGCACUGCCGCUGUCCAGAGGCACUAGCCUCGCCGUUGAUGACAUGGAGUCAUCGGGGCUGGGCAACGAAACGCUGGCCGAGAAGCUGCAUCGGGAGGUGAGGGUCCUGUGCUGGGUGCUCACCACACCCAAAUACCACAAGACGCGGGCCAUUCACAUACUGCGAACCUGGGGCAAGCGCUGCAACAAGAUCUACUUCAUGACCUCGGAACCGGACGACGAGCUGCCCACCGUGGUGCUGAGCAAGCCGGACAGCUACGAGGUGCUGUGGGGCAAGACCAAGGAGGCCUUCGUCCACAUCCACGAGCAGAUGCGCCACGAGGCGGAUUGGUUCAUCAAGGCGGACGACGACACGUACCUCUUUUUGGAGAACCUGCGCUACAUGCUCUACCCGUACUCGCCGGAGAUACCCAUCUAUUUUGGGUUCAACUACAAGAUGGUUGGCACACACCAGAAGAACGAGUCGUACAUGUCCGGCGGCAGUGGCUACGUGCUGAGCCGCGAGGCACUAAGGAUCUUCGCCGAGGGCCGAAACGACAGCUCCAAGUGCCGCCAGGAGGACGAUCAUGCCGAGGACGUCGAGAUGGGCAAGUGCCUGUUCAACUUGGGCGUGAAGGCGGGCGAUUCGCGGGAUGAGCAGCUGCGCAACCGCUUCUAUCCCAUCGCUCCCUUUGGAGCCCUCCUCUCGGGCAACGUGGGCAUGGACUUCUGGUUGUACAAGUACGCCUACUACAACGCAAGAUCGUGCAUGGACUGCCUGUCGGAGUACCCGGUGGCCUUCCACUACGUGGACAGCAAGCAGCUGUACGUGUACGAGUACUUCAACUACCAGUUCCAGCUCUCCGGAAGGACGCAGGUGGCGGAGCGGCUGCCCAAGAAGAUCCGGGAGGAGGAGCUGGUCAUUCCCGAGAGCGACAAUCCCUUGUACUAGGCAGCAGCCUCAUUCCUUCUGCCACACCGCACUCCGCACUCCGCACAGCCGCAAUCUCUAGUUUUUCAUCUUUUGCCAUCCUCUUAUUUUUUUUUCUGUGUGCUUAUCGUAUAUUUAAUAUAUUAUGGGCAUAAGGCGAACGUGACAAGGCUGCCAGAUGCUGUCCUGUUGCGACUCCUCGUCCUUGCCCAGUUUAUCUA